AUGAUUUGGAAUUUNAUUAUUAGCCAAAACCUUAUUAAUAAAUAUUCCUAUUUCAAAUAAUUAGAUAAAUUAUACUAGAUUUAAGAUAUUAAGUGGGAUUUUACUAUUGAAUCAAGAAAGCUUCACAUUAUUUUUAUGACUCUAUCUUAUCAUUAAGCUCAUCCCCAUGAUAUUAUCUCAAGGAUUUAAGAUGUUCAAUAAUUUCCCUAUUAAUUAUUAUUGCUACUUCAUAUUGAUAUUAAAGAUGAAUUCAAUUAUCUUAUAGAUCUAUAAAUGACUUUAAUACCUCAAAAAUGUAAAUUAAUCAUCUUAUGGACUCAAAAUGAAGUUAUAGAUUUUUUUAAAAGAACAGCUGAAUUAAAAUGA
Paramecium sonneborni is the source of this 366-nucleotide messenger RNA. Lineage: Eukaryota; Ciliophora; Oligohymenophorea; Peniculida; Parameciidae. The record is from the annotation of a GenBank genome assembly.